AUGGCGACGGUUCAGCUCAAUCUGCGCGAAAAGCAGCUUAAGGGCCUGCUUCUAGAUGUCGCAGCCUACAUCGACAAGGCCGGGGGUAAGGCUCCCAAUGAGCCUGUGGUACUGAGAUGGGCUGGCGGCUGGGUGCGCGACAAGCUUCUCGGUAUUCAGAGUCAUGACAUUGACACCGCGAUCAACUCGAUGACCGGCUUCGCUUUCGCAAGCAAGCUGCGUGAGUUCUGCGACAAGCCAGAGAAUGUAGAGAAGCACAGCAUUGGGCCGACUGACAUCGGAAAUCUUCACAAGAUCGCGCAAAAUCCAGAGAAGUCAAAGCAUCUGGAGACUGUCACGACGCGUAUCCUGGGAUUCGAUGUGGAUUUUGUCAAUCUACGCAAGGAGACAUACGCGGAGGACAGUCGCAAUCCGCAGAUGGAAUUUGGCACUGCCGAGGAGGAUGCGCUACGCAGAGAUGCUACUGUGAACGCUCUGUUCUACAACCUCAACACCGGGGAGGUUGAGGACCUUACAGGAGGGCUCCCCGACAUGGAUGCUAAGCUGAUCAGGACGCCUAUGGAGCCCUUUCAGACUUUCAUGGACGAUCCCCUCCGAGUCCUGAGGCUCAUCCGCUUUGCCAGCCGCCUCACCUUCAGUAUCGACCCGGAAGCUGAACGGGUUAUGGGUGAUCCGCGUGUUCUGGAGGCCCUUCGCCUCAAGAUCAGCCGAGAGAGAGUUGGCGUUGAGGUCGAGAAGAUGCUCACGGGGCAACAUCCAUGCGACGCUCUUCGCCUGAUAGACCGCCUGGGGCUCUAUCACACGAUCUUCACUGAUUCUGCAGACACUGAGAUGCCUCAGCCAGACAUCACUAGCUGGAGCCGAGCGUACAACUGCCUCGAUGACCUCGAGACACACAAGAGCCCUCGCUCUAUCUAUGAGCUCUUGGUCACGUCAGAAGAAGCCAGACACUUCGCGUGGAACCUUGCCGCCAUCAUCCCCUGGGUGCAAAUUCCAGAUCCGCCAGCUCCAAAAUCUGGCAAACUCCCCACUCCCUAUGCUACGACUGCUGCGCGAGAAGGCAUUAAAGCACCAAACAAGCUGUCCGAUAUUAUCACCGCUGCAUGCCGGAACAGAGAGAAGAUUCUCGAGCUUAAGAGUCUCGUGAACGAGAAGAAUGCAAAAAUGAAUGAGCGGGACAGAUAUGGUAUGGCCAUCCGCGAAUGGGAUGCUCGAGGCGGCCACUGGCGCUUGCAGGUGUUGGCUGCUCUACUGUUCGAUGUUUUGACGAGACCUGUAGCCACGCCAACCACAUCUUCAAACGGCGAGGAGACGAAGCGGAAACCAUUUGCUGGUCUUGAGGAGCUGCUGAGUGAGUGGCAGGAGUUAUUGGACCAUCUACAGGAACUAGAUGUUAUGGAUGCGCCGUCAAUCAAGCGGUUGAUCGACGGGAGACAGCUCUCCCAAGCCCUGGGGAUCAAGCCGGGGAAGUGGAUGACAGCCGCGAUGGAUGCAAUAGAUGUGCCAGAUGAAUUUUCGUGCAGGGAGCUCGUCGAACAUUUGGUCAAGCCCGACGCACCGGGCAAGCGCAAAUAUAUCGCAGCUCUUGCGGCAUGUCUUCACCAUGAGAGCAGAGUCCGCAGCGAGGAGGAUGAUGAUGCUGCCAUCGAGACUAUCUCUGACUUCGCAGCGACAUCUAUAGCACCCGUUGCAGGAGCGAGUGAGCUGGAUGACCAGGGGAGCCCAGAUCCAGAAUCAAUAGACGCAAAUAGCCGACUUUUGGCUCCUUACGGUCUUAGUGUUCUCCAUGCCCUCACUAAGCACGGCGACGCCAAGCUCAGUGACGAGGCCUUGCUCACGGUCGUGGCAUUUACACACGCUGGUGACCCAUUCGGCUCCAACGAAGGGAUAGCAACCAUGGCAGACGAUAUAAUCGAGCUCCAGUUCUGUCGCCCGGACCUCGACUUCGAGAUCUUUGUGGUAGACACCAUCUUGAAGGGCUAUCUUCGACCACUAUUCUCCAAGUCCAAGCCCGCAUCCGUGACGGCUUCAGGACGAAAAGCCGAGUUUCCCGAGGAGGCCGGUGUUCACCGCGGGCUAGAGCAGGAGACACCACAGGCAAAGCCAUGGAAAUUCUCCGAUUUGCGAGCCAUCCCAGCUUUCCAGUGGGCAGUAUCAGUCGCUUUUAAAAAGAUCGUCAGCAAGCAAUGGCCGCUUUUCGUCCCAGUAUUGGUUACAAUGCUAGAGGAGACGGCCACUCCCAUCCGGGUGAGGGGGCUGACCAUUCUAGGAGAGUUCUUGAAGAAGCUCCCAAAUGACACCCUGAAGAACACGGGGCUUCACAGUGUCUUCGAGCAGGCGGUCUUGCCAACCCUGCUCUUCCUUCCUAGCCUUACACCCGAGAAAGAGUCGGUUCAGCUCCUCGAGCCUGCAUACGAAUCAUUACUCACACUAGCUUGGAAACUCGGGAAGGAGGACAAACUCAAACUUUUAGACAAGGUCAUGCGAGACGGCAUCUUCGCGGGAUACUUCCACUCGAAGGAGCAGGUCCGCAUCGUCGAGAUCCUGGUGCAAAAAGCCGGCAAAGUCGUCACAGCGAUGGGCUUGGUGGCAGUGAAGCACAUGAAGGACCUCAUGCCCAUUUACUCCACAAUCAUGACCGACCCGUUCGCCCUCUCCUAUCCGCCUCUACUGCUGGCGGCUAUCGAAUCUCUCCAAUCUACCAUCGCCAUAUGCUGGCCACGCAUCGCGCAAUCACCCACACAGGAUGAGAUCAUCAAGAUCCUCGUCGUAUGCUGGCUGAAUGUCCACGACGACAAGGCGGCAAAAACCCCUGGCGAGAUAGACGACGCACUUAUCAAGACUGCAAGCAUGCUUUCGGAGGCUCUAAAGUCUGCCAAAGUCGACCCAGCCGAGAAGAUUGCGCCUCUGAUUGCAAAAGAACCUCUUCUCGAAGGUCUUUUCAAGGGUUUCUUGACCAAAUAA
Messenger RNA from Phaeoacremonium minimum UCRPA7, 2964 nucleotides. Its product is annotated as putative poly polymerase protein. Gene Ontology annotation, biological process: tRNA 3'-terminal CCA addition. Lineage: Eukaryota; Fungi; Ascomycota; Sordariomycetes; Togniniales; Togniniaceae. The coding region runs from base 1 to 2964 and encodes 987 amino acids. The transcript is spliced from 6 exons. Gene Ontology annotation, molecular function: RNA binding; ATP:3'-cytidine-cytidine-tRNA adenylyltransferase activity. The record is from RefSeq and is a predicted model, not a curated record.